Messenger RNA from Aspergillus nomiae NRRL 13137, 7354 nucleotides. RefSeq lists its product as uncharacterized. NCBI's taxonomy places the organism in Eukaryota, Fungi, Ascomycota, Eurotiomycetes, Eurotiales, Aspergillaceae. The transcript is spliced from 9 exons. Gene Ontology annotation, molecular function: protein binding. Gene Ontology annotation, cellular component: RAVE complex. The record is from RefSeq and is a predicted model, not a curated record. Gene Ontology annotation, biological process: vacuolar acidification. Bases 1 to 7236 code for a protein of 2411 amino acids.
AUGCCUCCCGUACCCCCUCAGCGUAGACACUUGUCCUAUGAAGACCCGUCGCUUUCAGACGAAGAUGUCGGCCUUCUCUAUCAAGUUAUCACCCGCGCUGAGCGAGACCCAGAGGUGGAGCGCCUUCCAUACAGAGUGCUAUUCAAAGCGUACGAUGAAGUCAUCGCAGAACAUGGCGUGGAUCCAGAUCCAGGCUAUGCCUGCUUGCGCUUCUUACUCAAAAUGGGAAGCAAGAAUAUCUUAGGCGAUUCCCUCUUUGAGAAAUUCGAGAACCUACUUGAGCGGAUGGGAAUAGUCAUUGAAUUUGGUGAAGACGAAGAUGAAGGCAAUGACACUUAUGCGGACAGUGUGCCUUCAACAGAUGGCCGGCUCAAAGCGAAGGUCGAUCGUGACACCACUUACAGAGAAAGCACCACACAGCCCACCCCAAGGAGGCGAGCAUCGUUCAAUUCCAUGUAUGACGUUGGUGAUGACCCUACGCAAAGGAGUUUCGCCAAUCGCCCAAGUUCGCGCUCUUCCUUGUCCCGCCUGCCAAUGGACAAACCCGACUUCCCUAGUACCAGACCAUCACCAAAACGCGCGCUCACUAAGCAGGCUGAUUCGACUGACAGAACUCAGCUGAUUGCACAGUUUCUGGAUGUUGGACGCCGCCUUAUGAAUAAAAUGGAUCUUUUGGAUAGGGAUACGGAUAGACAAAACAACGAAGAUCAUGUCUCUAAUGGUGUACAGGCCAGGUCUGCUGUUGAUCGAGAUCGCUCAAAGAGGAUGGCCAAAGCCUCCCGGUCACGUACACGACGCUCAUUAAGCUCAGAAGGCUCUGACGGAGAUGCAGACAGUUCAUCCCUAUCUGCUGAAGGCGAUGACUCUGUAGAGAAGCCCGAAGUUCCACCGGAAUUGCUGUAUAGGCCAUCGCUCUCCGAUUUGCUACGCGAUGCGUCAACAUUUAACAUGUAUCGUCAACGUGCUAUUAACCGGCGGUUACUUACACAAUGGUUGAAGAAAGCCAUCCAAACUCGACAAAGCCACCAGCAUAUGGAAGUUGUCGCCAUUAAUCGCGACAGAGGCACGCUCCUUCGUCAAGCUUUCGAGACAUGGCAUUCGAUCAUUCAAACGCAACGGCGAGCAGCACAGACCGACCGCUUUUUUAAGCAUCUAGAAGAGCGCGCUUCCCGGGCCCGCGAUCUCUACCUCGUGACUAAAGCUUUUACCCACUGGGCGCAGGUCGCUUCGGAAGAAGUCGCAAGGACUUCCGCAGCACGAAAACACGUUUUAAGUGUUAAAUACUUCAACGCAUGGCGCGAAAUAACCGCUGUUAACGAGUUGAAAGCCCAAAGAUUCGCAUUACGGCGACCAUUCAAUAUCUGGAAGAGGAAGGUCGAUCAUAUAAAGGAUUCGGAGAAAGAGGUGGCUGUUGCCCAUGACAAGAAACUAUUACACGGCAUGUAUUGGAGAUGGUUCUGGUCUUUCUGCGAACGACGUGCUCCCCAAUGGUAUGACUAUUGCCUUAAGAGGCGGUCAUUGUUGUACUGGUUGCGGAAGUUCCGAACAAACAGAGAGCGCAAUCAUGAGAUAGAAGUCAAGAACAAACAUCUGGCGCUUAGUUCAGCAUGGCAAGUGUGGUCCCGAAGGUCUAAAGCGAUCGUUGCUGGCAAACAGGAGGCAACAAUCAAGCAGCGUCAACACCUUCUACACAAAACUCUUGGAGAAUGGAAAAUCCAAUCCCAUCUUGCCCCUGCCGCUUCUCGUGUGUCUGGCAUGGUUGAUCGACGAAUCCUCCAAGCCGCUUAUGUUCAGUGGGUAAAGCGGAUCCGAAUGCUGCAACACGCAAGAGAAAUGAACCGUCUGAGGAUCCUACGUAACUCGUGGACAACUUGGAAUGACCUGCUUCGCUGUCAGGCCCUCAGUGCGCGAAUUGAAGAACGGCUGAAAAUCGAAACGAUGUAUAAAUGGAUAUUGGCGGAGAGAUUCUCUCUUAUGCAGCGGAUUCGAGAUCAACGGAUCACGCGCGAGGUGUUUUCCAGAUUCGUAACCAAUGUUCGUCGAACCUACACUCGUCUACUUGACCAUGCCGAAGUACACGAAGAUCGUCGGAAUGAAGAGCUGCUAAAGGCCAAGCUAAUCUGCUGGCGCGAUCAGUUCGCGCUUCAGCGUCACCGAGAAUUCGUUGCCUUUGAAUUCUAUGCACCACGGCUGCUUCAAGAGUCGCUGAUAGCCUGGCGAUCGAAAUCGCAACACGUGAUCAAACUCCAAGGAUGGGCUAGCAAUGCACAGUUCUACUUCGCGGCUACGAAGACCCUGAAAAAGUGGCAUGCGGCCACAUUGGAGUCCUCUAAGCGGCGCCGCCAGGCAGCUUACGCGAAGACACGAAGAAAGGUCAAGAUGAACCUUGCUGCGAACGCUCUGGAAAACUGGCGUGCGAGGGCCCAUGAUGUAUUCGAUAUGGAUCAGCAGGCCUUGCAAUUUAGCCGAAGAAAAUCACUGAGCAUUGCGUCUGAACUCCUGCAACGAUGGCAUGACCAAAGUGCCAAGCGAACUCAAGAUAUUCACGAAGCUGAAGUCUAUCAUGCACGAAGAGUCGCUUACGACCAGUUGAUACGAUUGGCAGAGGCCUUAUUGGAAUGCCACCGUCUAAAUCAGCAAGCAGAUAGCAUGUAUCGCGUACAUAUUUUGGGGCAGGCGAACGUUUGCCUGCGCAGGCUUAGUCUCCGUGUUUUCCAGAUCAGAAGCACUAAUGAGACAGCGGAGGCUAUGAAAGAGAGGAAUUUAAGACGGCAUUCAAGAAGUAUGUUCCGCCACUGGUUGGAGAAGUUGAGAAUGAACCUUGAGGCUCGGGAUUCUUCGAGGCCUCUCGUUACCCCUGCACGAAACUUUGACGGUCCAGGUGGGAAUCUUAGGACAAAUCGCUCUGUAUUCGACCCUUGGGAUCAAACCGAGACGCCUUUCAAAUCCAACGGCUUUGUUGCAGAUACCCAGAAUGUCUCGACAACUCCAUUGACCACCCCUAACUACCUGACCUCGCCAUCCAAGCGGGCGGUACGGGCAAGGGCACUCGCACAGGUCUCUACGACUCCUGCAACACCAUUAUACACGCCGUUCGCCAGUCGACUUUUGCGUGCAGGAACUACGGCACCAAGAUCUGGUUCCCACCUACGAACCCGCAACGGUCGGGGCAGUGCUCUGGGCACGAGCGUUCGGUUCGUGGACCAGGAGCCAGAAUCACCUACGGACGCUAGAAGCGCAACGAGCGACACUCAACAACUACCCGCCUCUAUGCGAGCGGUACUGCCAGGGAGGCCCCGAGCGAAGCUCCAGUCUUUCAGCACCGCGCUGUGGGAUGGUCUCCGUGUCGUCGUUUACAUCUCCGGCCAUGCGCUGGUUAUCCUCGGCGGUCCCCACACGCUCCUACAAACCAUCUACGUCGACGAUGCCGAAUCCCUAGAAGCUGUGACGAUUGAUGAAGCUUCUGGCAAAAUUGCUGUGUGCGGCGGUCCGGAUGUUUUUAUCUACCAGCGUACGUGGUCUCUUGUCCAGACAUUCCGUUACGAGAACGACGAUGAGACGAUCCGGACCCUAUCAUGGGGCUCCCCUGACGAGCUGCUCCUAGGGAAUUCCCACCUUACACUGUGGUUUCUGAACGAUGUGGCGCGUCCGGUGUGGAAGCAGAAGCUCGCGAAUCCUGUCAAAUUUGCAUUGUUCUCUCCCGACUCGACUUUGGUGAUUACGACGGGAUACUACGACCGCCUAGUCAAAGUAUGGAGACGGCUGUCGUUUGGCGCGGACGAUGUUCGGUUCGAGGUGUCGUACCUUCCGCAUCCAGCAAUCGUGACGGGUGCCCACUGGCGUAAGCCAUUUCAUAAAGAGCAAUCUAUCGAUAAUGUCCUCUACACCCUAUGCGCCGACAGCAAGAUCAGGGUCUGGGCAAUGAUGGAACAUCACUCUCCAACCGCUCUACAACUAUGGACACAAAUCGACAUGGGCGCUUCUGUCCAACCAAGACAUACGGCGGACCAGAGGGAUAUGUCUCGACGAUAUGGUUUCAUCAUUGAUAGCAGAGACUUCUGUGUAGCUACGGAACGGGCAGUGCAGAGGUCUGGAGGGAACAAGGGAAACCAUGCUUUAGAGCAUAUAAUCGAAGUCGCCAAUAAAAGCCCUGAAAUCUGCGUUGUGAUAGAUGGCCAAGGCCACAUGUCAGCGUGGGCGCUCGAGGAUGUCGGCUCUAAAUCCAAGUCUGACCUGAACGCCUUCAACAUUCUCCAUGUAGAAGGACUGGAUUUCUCGUUCAUGCGGGGGCUGUCUGCGGAUGAAGAUUAUGCUCAAAUAUGUGCUUUUCAAAGUACACAGUUAGGUGAUUCGCUUUCCAUUCUUGUGCACCAUUUCGAUGGCCGUAUCGAAUGGUAUGAUUCACAAAUUGAUACAUUAUUCGAUCCGAGCCCUCGCAAGCACCGGAUUGCCCUGAAAGCAUCCUGGACAGGACACAAUGGCCCAGUUAAAAAGAUUGUCCGUAAUGCGAUCGGCGAUACUCUUGUUUCACGUACAGAUGAUAACAAGGCAAUGAUUUGGAAACAGAAACGAAGGAAUAGCGGGUCAAUGCUUAUCCGCAAAAGCGCCCUAUACUCAGAUGAACACAUUCAUCGCACGUGUGUGGUUGAAAAUGGGGAUUUCCUUGUCAAUCUCCAUCACAAUGGAAUCUCUGUCUGGGACCUGCGCUCUUUUCAUGCUAAGAAGAUUGCUGCGUCGACCUUUCAGUCAUCAAGCAAACCACUUUGUGUUCUCCCAAUCCCCACAACGGAAAAAGGAAUGGUAUAUAUAGCAACUAUUGGGGCUGAUAGGAACGGAAUAGCUUGGGAGAUCCGCCUCCCAACUGCAGCAAAGCAAGCGGACGGGGCACAUAAUUCCCAGUGCUGCUUACAGAAAUUCUGCACUUUCAACCUGGGCAUUGAGGAGGAUAUGUCAUACAUCUUGCCUGUUGACCCAGCAGGCCCUAAAGCUGAAAUGUCUGGAUUCUUCGAUAUAUUCUCUCCCGACAUAGCGUUAUCUUAUACCCGGGCAGGUACUGUCCAUACCUGGGCUGCUAAGGUCGAUAGAGAGAAGAGUCGGGUAGAAUGGCUAUUGACAUCAACAGUUGAAACGGGAAUUGCAAACCCAUCCCUUGCCAGUGGAAGCUCCAUUAGAAAAGCAGCUCUUGUGGACGAGGACCGUAGCCACUUAACUAUCUGGGAUACAAAUGGUGCGCAAUUGGAGUAUGAGGAGCACUUUGGCCAGAAAGAUAUCAUCCGUGACUUGGACUGGACUUCCACACCAGACAUGCAAUCCAUUCUUGCGGUUGGGUUUCCCCACAAAGUCAUCCUGCUAUCGCAGCUUCGUUAUGACUACCUUGAUGCUCGACCUUCCUGGACCCAAGUCAGAGAGAUCUGGAUUCGGGACCUAACACCUCAUCCUAUUGGAGAUUCCUGUUGGCUUAACAAUGGCCACCUUGUGAUCGGAGCGGGAAACCAACUUUUUGUGUACGACAAUGAGAUCGACGCCAACGAUCGUCUGGUGUCACAGCUUCGUAUUCCAUCGCGUCGCCAAGGUUUUGUAGACCUAUUCGAAGUUGUCAGUCGGUUGAAUGGCCCGUUGCCUGUGUUCCACCCCCAAUUCUUGGCUCAGUGUAUCCUCAGUGGCAAGAGUACUUUGGCGCAUUCCAUUUUGAUAAGGUUGCACCGGAAGCUCAAGUUCUACACUGAAGGCGACGACCUUGAUGGUUUCUUGGACAUGCCCCUGGAAGAUUUCUAUUUGGAACACGAUACCUCACAGAAAGCGUCGUCCAAGGAACUACAUUCCGCGUACGAAGAUCUCUCACUGGAGGAUGAAUCAUCUGUUAUGGAUGAGAACACCGCUGUUGCGCUCAAUGAAAAUUUAGCUAAGGUUGCUUUACCACAACUUUCCAGUCAAGAGCAAUUCCGCCUGGUUGAUACUAUCGAAUGUGUUGCCACUGUCGAAAAGCAUCGGCGCUCAAUGGAUGACAACGCUGCCCGCUAUCUGCUGUUUUUCCGGCAGCAUAUGCUGCGAAGAACACAAGGCGUCGCGAACAAAGAUAGAGUCUCCUGGAGAGAGAUCGUCUGGGCUUUCCAUAGCGGUAGCCAAGAUAUCCUUUUGGACCUUGUGUCGAGGCAGUUCGGCGGUAAGAUGGUAUGGAAGGCGGCCAGGGAGAGCGGCUUGUUCAUGUGGUUGUCGAAUACCACAGCUAUUCGAGCUCAACUGGAAGUGGUUGCCCGGAAUGAGUACACUAAAACAGAAGAGAAGAAUCCAAUUGACUGUUCGCUGUACUACCUUGCUCUUGGGAAGAAGAGCAUUCUCCAGGGCCUCUGGCGCAUGGCUCAAUGGAAUCGUGAGCAAGCUGCGACUCAGCGUUUACUUGCAAAUAACUUUCUAGAGCCUCGUUGGAAAACAACCGCCUUGAAAAAUGCAUACGCGCUGCUUGGGAAGCGCAGAUUUGAGUAUGCAGCUGCCUUCUUCCUUCUUGCAGAUCACUUGCGCGAUGCUGCUAUGGUCUGCAUCAAUCAAGUCGGUGAUCUUCAGCUCGCGAUUGCAAUUGUACGCGCCUACGAAGGGGAUGAUGGACCAGUGUUAAAGGAAAUCCUGGAAGAGAGGGUCUUGCCCGAAGCUGCCUCUGACGGAAACCGAUGGAUGGCUUCUUGGGCAUUCUGGAUGUUGGGCCGUCGUGAUAUGGCUGUACGCUCGCUCAUCUCUCCAGUUGAAACACUCAUUCCAUCCACACCUGCUUCUCCGGGAAGCCCCGGAAUGAUCCCACUACAAGCCAAAUCGUACCUAUCGAACGAUCCUGCCUUAGUAGUCUUAUACAAACAGCUUCGUGAGAAAACAUUGCAGACCUUGAAGGGUGCAUCUAAAGUCUCUGGUCCAGCUGAAUGGGGCUUCGUAAUCCGCAACGCGCGCCUCUAUGAUCGAAUGGGUUGCGACCUUCUCGCUCUGAACCUGGUACGCCAGUGGGAGUUCUUGGCCGAGCCUCCACCCGCCAAGUCAGCGAGGGAAGUAUCAUUUGACCUGCAGCAGAAUGGUGUUGAUUACCGGAAAAUGCUUCGACGACGAAGCAGUCUCGUGGUAGCAGACAUGCCAAUCAAAACCGGCCUGCCGCCAUCUUCGAAGGCACCCGAUGCGCCGAAGAAACCACAACCACCCCCGACCAUGUUCUAUGAGCCUGAUUCAAAUUCGCUACUUGAUAGCUUUGGGUUCUAGUCAAACACAAGUAUCUGUGCUUUGCAGCAAUCGGGCGUUGUCGGUAAUUCUUGUGUAUUGUUUUUGUGAUUAGCCAACUUUUCGUGUCGAUUUGGUGCUAUAUGUGUUUCCUCAGUGG